AUGAGCAGCAGUGCUGAAAGUAUAGCCAAGAACGCCCGCCUCAGUGGUAAUAUUUUAAAGACAAUUUCGAACGAAAACCGUUCUUCCCUCUUGCACAAGAUUCAUGACGGGUUGAAAGCGAAUACAGCUUCUAUCAAACAAGCGAACCAGGUGGACUUGCAGAAUGCGCUGGAGAAUAAGCUUGCAGAUUCUCUUUACAAAAGAUUAGACCUUUUCAAAGGCGAUAAAUUCGAGACCAUGUUGGUUGGCAUUAAAGAUGUGGCAGCCCUCGAUGAUCCAGUGGGGAAAGUCAAGUUGGCACGAGAGCUCGACGAAGGUUUAAACCUGUAUCAGGUCACCGCUCCAGUGGGUGCGCUUCUUGUAAUUUUUGAAUCAAGACCUGAAGUCAUUGCCAAUAUCACUUCUCUGGCCAUUAAGUCCGGUAACGCUGCCAUUUUGAAAGGAGGCAAAGAAUCCGUCAAUACUUUUAGAGAAAUUUCACGCAUUAUCAAUGCGGUCAUCUCAGAAAAUGAGGGUACCUCCGGUAUUCCUUCCGGUGUCAUUCAGUUGAUUGAAACUCGCCAAGACGUGUCAGAUCUUUUGCAACAGGAUCUAUACAUCGACCUAGUUGUUCCUCGUGGCUCUAAUGCGCUUGUAAGACAAAUCAAAGCCAGUACCAAAAUUCCAGUUUUAGGCCAUGCCGAUGGUAUAUGCUCGAUUUUCCUGGACAAGAACGCUGAUCUGGAAAAGGCGAAACGUAUCACCAUAGAUGCAAAGACCUCUUAUCCAGCUGGAUGUAACGCAAUGGAAACGUUGUUGAUAGAUCCAGAGAUGCCCCAAUGGUGGCUGGUACUCCAAAAUUUGACGAAGGUUGGAAAUGUGAAGCUGCAUGUUACAGCUGAUGUGAAAUCAGCUUACUUGUCUAAGCUUCAAGAGUCCGGAAAUUUGACUGAGCAAUUGCAAAACUCGGUUGUGGAUGCCGAUGAGUCUAUCGAUUUCGACAAGGAAUUUCUGUCACUUGACUGUGCUGUAAAAUUUGUUGACUCGACAGAACAAGCUGUUGUACACAUCAAUCUACACUCUUCUAAACACACCGAUGCAAUCAUCACCGAAGACCAAGAAAACGCUGAAUACUUCAUGAAGGGCGUUGAUUCUUCGGGCGUUUACUGGAAUGCAUCAACUAGAUUCGCUGAUGGUUUCAGAUACGGUUUCGGUACUGAGGUCGGUAUCUCGACAAGCAAAAUUCACGCUCGUGGACCUGUUGGGUUGGAUGGCCUUGUGAGCUACCAGUACCAGUUAAGAGGCAAUGGUCAAAUCGCAAGCGAUUACAUCGGGUCUGGUGGCAGCAGAGCAUUCGUUCACAAGAAUCUUGAUGUAUCGAAAGUACAAAUAUGA
Lachancea lanzarotensis is the source of this 1374-nucleotide messenger RNA. RefSeq names its product LALA0S14e00144g1_1 (gene PRO2). The coding region runs from base 1 to 1374 and encodes 457 amino acids. Gene Ontology annotation, molecular function: NADP binding; glutamate-5-semialdehyde dehydrogenase (NADP+) activity. The transcript has a single exon. The record is from RefSeq and is a predicted model, not a curated record. NCBI's taxonomy places the organism in Eukaryota, Fungi, Ascomycota, Saccharomycetes, Saccharomycetales, Saccharomycetaceae.